AUGUAAUAAGAAAACGAGCCUACAAGUAUAAGCAUAUCAAGAAGAGCUGCCUACAACUAUAUAAAGCCUAUUCUACAUGAAGAUUCCUUAGUUUAAACACCAACCACAUCUUUUCGUUCAUGUUUUAAAUAGAUAACCUAGAAACGUAGCAUUUUUAAAUCUUAACAUUUAACAAAUGAAAUUAUUGUCAAUCAGUUUCCACUUUAAGAAUCAUUUGAUGAAAUUGGAAAAUACUAAUCAUAAUAUUUUCUUACUGUAAAUUAGAUUGCUAGUAUACUAAAUUCAACAUUUCAUACUAUUAUUUGCAUUUAUGUGCUUAUACUUUAAUUUUUUCAUUAAACAGAGCAAUUAAUAUUAUUAAGAAUAAUUGGAAUGAUAUUAUUAUUUUUUCAUUUGAUCUUAUGCUUACUUUUGAAAUAAAACAUAUUAGAUGCUUCAUAAUUGGCUACAUUAAUAUUUUAUAUAGUUACUUUUAUUUUUGAGAAUUAAAUUUUAAUCAUAUAUCUUUUUAUCAGUAUUUUUCAUAUUCAAACUCUAUUAAAUGUGAUAAAGGUUUCAAUUAUAAUUAUAUCCAAAUAAUGUAAUAAUAUAAUUAUUUUUAGAUGGUUUUACAUAAUUUUUACUUUUAGAAAUCAUUAUACUAAUCUAUACAGUACAUAUAUAUGCUAAUUUCUUAAUAAUUUUUAUGUAAGAAUCAAUUGAUAGUUACUCAUUCUGGUUUAUUUAUCUUAAAUCAAUUAAUUAUUCAAUAAAAAUACUUCUCUUUGAUUUCCAAAUAGAUGAUGAAUCAACUAAAAAUCAAUUAGCUAAUACAUUCUUCAUCAUAUUUAAUAUCAACUAUUACUUCUUAUUAUUGAAAAGAUAUGAAAAACAUAAGAAAUCUUAUUUCUUAUAUGAUCAUUUUUAAAUGUUUAUUAAUAAUAGAUGCAUUCAAAUCAAUAUUUCACUUCUAGAGAUGUUUAAUUUUGUAUGGAUCUUACUGAAAUUGUAAUUUUAAGAUUAAUUUUUAAAAAAAUUAGAGAAUCAUAAAAUAUAAAUCUAUGUAGAUUAAUUAAAGAAAUGUUAAAUCAUUGAAAAGAUAUUUUCAGAAGAGUUUAUUAGAAAUUUAGCUUAAGAAGCUAAAAUUAUCAAUGUCUUUAAAAAUGAAAUAAUUCCAAAUCCAGGAUUAUAUAUUGUCAUUUAAGGUGGAAUGAAAGUAUAAAUUUAGGCUGAAUAUGAAAUUAAAUAAAUCUUAAAAGUAAUUUUAUAUUAAUAAUUUAGUAAGGAGAUUACUUUGGUCUUAUUGAAAUGAUUCUUAAUAAAAGUUAAAAUUUAUUUCUAAAAUCUAUAAAAGAAGAAAGCUUGCUUAUAUAUAUUUCAGGAGAAGAUUUUCAUUAUAAAAUAAAAGAGUUUUAAGAGGAUUAUGAAAUAAUGAGAUAUAUUCAUGAUCAAUUGUUAUUCACAUAAAGUACAACAAAAAUUAAAUAAAAAUGUUAUUUUUGUUAAGAAUAUCACAUUCAUUCUUAAUGUAAAUUAAUAAAUUUCAAACCUGAAUUUGAUCUUGAGAAAUUGAAAUUAGAUUAAUUAAAUGAUCGAAGAUAUUUCUAAAGAGUAAAUACAAAGCGUACUUUUUAAAUAAGAAAUAUUUCAGAAUCAUCCAAAGAUUCAAAUUAAUUUGAAGAGUCCUUUGAAAUUGAUCCUAUUAGCUCAGAUAUACUUAAUGAUAGAUAAAUAGGUAAAAAUAUUUUAGGAUCCCUUUCUUAAAUGAUUGUUUGCAAUUCAAAAAUAUCUCAAGAAGGAAUACCAUAAAUACAUUAAACUUAAAGUUUUAAAGUAUAAGAAAGUUAAACUUAACAAAAUUAAUUGAAUACAACAUAAGGAUGGAGAAUUUUCGAUUAAGAAAAUAAAAAUAUUUGCAUAGAUAAUUUAAAGAACUUUUAGUUUUAUGAUCCUGUGUAUAACAUAGAAACUAUAAUCCGAAAAGUAAAUAAAAUGUUAGAACAUUGA
Paramecium pentaurelia is the source of this 1986-nucleotide messenger RNA. The record is from the annotation of a GenBank genome assembly. NCBI's taxonomy places the organism in Eukaryota, Ciliophora, Oligohymenophorea, Peniculida, Parameciidae.